AUUCACGGAAGGCCUGUAUUUCCUCCAAAGCAACGGCUGGUGUUAUCUGGGUGUGUCAGUCCUUCAUAAGCAUCACGACGGCUGGAGUGUGACACGGGAAAGAUGGCGCCUCGUAAGAAAAAUAGAACGUCGCAGGAGAAUGUGUACUACCUUAAUACUCCGUCAGCACCGGCACAGUAUGCAAUGAUGCAACAGGCUCUGCCACCUCAAUCAGAGGAACAACAGGAACCACCACCACGACAGGGGAAGGCCCAGGCGGAGCGAUGGUCAGGUCAGAGGCAUGCUAGUGAACAGCAGUCGAUGUCCCCAGAUCAACAGCAGCAGCAACAGCAGCAGCAGCAAGCUUUCCAAGGGCUUCCUGUUCAAAUGUCCGCCCAAGGUGCGGUGUCUCUGGCGCAGUAUCCACCACCACCUCUUCCUGAUCACCUUCAACAGGGAAUGCCGCCGGCGUUCUACUACCCACCUGUGAUGGGUGAACAAGAACAGACGGCGAUGAUGGAGGAGUAUGAGGUUGGCACCGCUGCCAAUGCUCUGUGUGCGUUCGCCGAUGACUUACGUAUGGUGAAGUUGGCGAUGCAGAGAGGUGACAAUGAGAUGAAAGUUUUCAUCCAUAGACAGGGAGCAAAUGAUACAGUGUUGAAUCAGUACUCUAAUAUCAGUAACCUAAGAGCAGACCAAGCUAAAGUGUCCAAGAUGGAUGCAAAUGGUCGGAGGUUCAUUGCAAGCGCCACUACUAGAGAUGACAGCAACGCCACGAAGGAAGAGGACACUGAUGGAGGUGAAACCGUCGACGAAGACUUUGAGACACGUAAGGAGCCUGUAGAACUUUCAAUCCAGUUCACUCCUGGGGACGUGAUAUUUGCCAAUGGGAACCACAGGGGGAAGCGUCGUGCAGAGGUGUUCAAAUAUUACUCUGAGCUUCACAAGUUCAAGGAGAAGAAUAGAGAUGCACUAUUUGCAAAGGAUAAGUUAUCAUACCAAAAAGAGCUGAAGGAGUGCAUGAUCCCGAGACCUCUUGUUACUGAAUCCUGUGACCUGAGAGAAGAACAAGACACCCUGGAGAGGAGGGAUUUGGAAUUGCUAAGACUCAGAUUUUGGAGGAGAUACCAGAGGAAUGAGAAUAUGAAGCUGUUCUACUCUGACUCCUACAGGGUCUACAAAGACGCUGUGAAUUCCGUAGAUAGGAAGCUGGAGAAAUUGAAACAACAUUUUAUCAAACAGAGCCAACAGAUCUCCUCCAUGGACAAGGAAUUGUGUGAUAUCUCCUCGUCGAGGGCAGAGAAGCUGUUUACUUCGAACGACGAUUUAUCCAUCACAGAAUUUGAAACCGUCACAGGGAUUGAUUCCUCAACGUCAGGGUUCAAACCAGGCCAAAGGCAGAGAACACACAGCUCCAGAAACCUAGCGUUACAAUCAGGUGCCGUCAAUACCUCUGAAUCGGAGUCUGACAAGCGCAGUUUCAACAGGGACGGCCAUCUAAAACGGGUUAUGAAGAGGUAUUCACCACCGGACGAGUUGAAAACCGAUGAGAUUGAAAACGACCUCGUGCUCCUACGCUCCUUGUGAUGAACAUAUACACCCACAGAUGUAUCCAUACAUAUCUGUCUAAUGAAUCUAUGAAAUAAGUAUUUGCAGUCCUAUGAUUUUUGU
Williopsis jadinii is the source of this 1650-nucleotide messenger RNA. RefSeq lists its product as uncharacterized. The transcript has a single exon. NCBI's taxonomy places the organism in Eukaryota, Fungi, Ascomycota, Saccharomycetes, Phaffomycetales, Wickerhamomycetaceae. Bases 103 to 1566 code for a protein of 487 amino acids. The record is from RefSeq and is a predicted model, not a curated record.